Molecule: messenger RNA, 309 nt
Organism: Staurois parvus
Lineage: Eukaryota; Metazoa; Chordata; Amphibia; Anura; Ranidae
Source: the annotation of a GenBank genome assembly
UCCCAGUCACACAGACACGAGACAUCAGAGUCAGACAUUACCUUCCUCCGCAGGCCCAGCUCUGCCUCCGCUGAUGAAUGGGAAGAGAAGGGCUGGAACUCCACAGGGAUCAGCAGCUGUCAGCCAGCUUGCAGUAAGGGACUGAGUCUGAGAGGAACACUGGAAGAAGUGGCAGCUCAGCUGCUGCAAUGGCCCCAGACACCCAGCAUCUUCCUCUGUCCUUUCUUCCUCCCCUCCGCUGUCCCUCCUCUCAGCUGGAGGAUCAUUCACAGAGAGAGAGCUGGACUGUGCUGCGCCCAGGCACCCCUA